ACAUUCGCUUAGUCCGUUGAGAGCGGGACUUCCUGCCGCGGUAUUGUGGGCUCUGUCCUCAGCACAGAAGAGGUGUUGCUCUUAUACUGGACAGGCAACGGAGAUCGCGCCUCACCCCUGCGUUAGACCGAGCGAGGAUAUUUGCCUUCUCCGCCGCGCCCAAGUAUGACCUGAACGAAUGGAGGCGUAUUUCUUUGAAUGGAAUCAGGUGAUGUUCUGGACAGCCUGUCUAUCCAGCCUGGUGGUUUUCUGGUUGAUUUUCGCGUUCGUCCGUCGUGUUGGCAACACCCUAAACCACGAAAGCCUAGCCGAGAAAGGAAACCUCCCGAUCAAUUUGCGCUUUGAGCACUUAAAGGACCAAUGGACCUUUCUCAUGAAGAAGUACAAACUCAGUGAGUCCACGGUACCCCGGUGGCACUUUUGCGUUUUUGACCGUUUUGACCUCCAGAUAUUUGUGGGUACAUGGAACAUGGGAAACUCGGUGCCGCCCAACUGCGACGUCAUCCGAACAUGGUUCGCGUGUGAAGCAGGCGGCACGGGCACUUCGCCAAAUGGGAGCUGUGCGCGAUUGCAGCACGACGUGAUCAUUGUUGGCGUUCAGGAAUGCGCGUACUACCCCGAAAAACAGUCCUGCGAAAAUCACUGGUUCAACCUGCUAAAAAAAACGCUGGGCUCGGAAUUCACCAUGAUCGCGUGCAUAAGUCUGAGAAAAUCCAUUCGCACGGGCGUAUUCGUGCGCAAACUAUGGACCCCUUGUAUAGAUGCCAUACAAGCUGACAUGCAUUCUACCACAUUUCCCGUAUUUUGGAGAAAAGGCGGGAUUGGCGUGCAUUUGAAACUGUUGGGGACCGACCUGUGCUUCUUGAACUGUCAUCUCAGCGCUCACUCGUCCAGGACGCUCACCCGAAACAGCGAGCUCCGGAGGCUGUUCGGCCGGAUCAAGCUCGGGCGUCGCAAUUGCGACAUCAGCAACCAGUUUCACCACAUUUGGGUCUUUGGAGACCUCAAUUACCGCGUGCUGACCGACUGGAACCACUGCGACCGACUCAUCUCGGCGCGAGAUUGGCAGACGCUCGAAUCGUACGACCAACUCAUACAAGAACAAAAAAAAGAAAAAAUCUUGUACGACUUUAUCGAAGGACCGUUAAACUUUUCUCCUACAUUCAAGGUGGCGCGCGGAAGCCCAGACUGCUACAGCAGUCAGCGCAUCCCCAGCUGGUGUGACCGCAUUCUCGUGCACUCUCUACCGAAUUGCUCGCUCCGGACAAACAACUACGCGCGUGCGAAGUCAAUCGCAUCGAGCGACCACACACCUGUCUAUGCCACCUUCACCUGCUCUAUCCCGCCAUCCAGAGUCCUGCACCAACACCGCGACUACGUCAAAACGCAUUCGCACGAUGAAAAAAGCACUGACGUGCCGGCGCUCCGCCACGCUCGCCCAUUUCGCCUGAUUUUCACCCAACUCGUUCUCGAAAUGACUGAACAUGCCUGUACCGACAUGUACCCGGAGUUUCGUCCUGCGGUCGCGUUUGCGUCUCCCGUCAUUUCCGGAGACUGCGAAGCGACCGCCGCCACAAAUGCGGACCUUUUCACCUAUUUCUGGGACUCUACGAUCACCUUGCGCACCGAGCCCAUCUGCGCGCACCUGUUGGCCGUGAGCCACUUGUAUAUCCACAUACGCGAUCAGAGCUCCGCCGGCGCUUCUUCGGCGAACGUCGCUCUGGCCGUGCUGGCCCUCCAGACGCCAUUUCGCUCGCCUCAAACCUUCGCCGCUCCGGCUAUAAACUGCGGCGUCAAAUUCGGAACCAUAUCAGGCUGCUUCCACAUAAAAUGCUGACGGGACGGCUGCCUCGGCGACUGCGCCCCGACGGAGCUCUCAAGUCCCGCUAAAGGCGCGCGACCUCUUCAAAACCUGCCGCAGAAUAAAAUCACCGCUCACCGGCGCCAAAGCUGUUCUCCGCUCGGGAAAGAGUUCGGUUUCGACAGAGCACCGCCGUGGGCUUUUUGUUUUCUGCCGAGUCA
Schistocerca gregaria is the source of this 2022-nucleotide messenger RNA. Its product is annotated as phosphatidylinositol 3,4,5-trisphosphate 5-phosphatase 2B-like. NCBI's taxonomy places the organism in Eukaryota, Metazoa, Arthropoda, Insecta, Orthoptera, Acrididae. Bases 179 to 1837 code for a protein of 552 amino acids. Gene Ontology annotation, biological process: phosphatidylinositol dephosphorylation. The record is from RefSeq and is a predicted model, not a curated record. Gene Ontology annotation, molecular function: phosphatase activity. The transcript is spliced from 2 exons.